AUGAUCGUCUUAACGUUUACUUUUGCGACUAUUUGGCUAGGGGCAGCUGUGGCGAAGAAACAUGCUGGCCCACCUGCUCAAUAUGAUUUUCUUAUUGUUGGUGGAGGAACUAGUGGGCUCGUUGUUGCUAAUCGACUUUCAGAGAAGAAAGAUGUUACAGUUGCGGUGAUCGAAGCAGGAGACUCGGUGCUCAACAAUAUUAAUGUUACCACAGUUCUAGGCUACGGCUUGGCUUUCGGAACCGAUAUCGACUGGGCUUAUCAGACGGAGAACCAGACAUAUGCAGAUGGCAACAAACAAACGAUGAGAGCUGGGAAGGCGAUUGGUGGUACAAGUACGAUAAACGGAAUGUCAUAUACUCGAGCUCAAGAUGUGCAGAUCGAUGCGUGGGAAUUAGCUGGUAAAGGUUGGAACUGGAAGAAUCUCUUCCCAUACUACAAGAAAUCAGAGCACUUCCAAAUCCCGACCCCGGAACAAGUUGCUGCUGGCGCUGACUAUUACAUGGCCUAUCAUGGCCUCACUGGCCCUUUGAAGGUUGGUUGGCCAUACCACAUGACGAAUGACAGCGUGCUUCCUGUGCUAGACGAGACGAUGCGACAACUGAGCGUCCCAUUCAAUCGUGAUGUUAAUGGCGGAGAAAUGGUCGGUCUUACAUCUCACCCCAAUACAGUUGAUAGGGAGAAGAAUAUUCGAGAAGAUGCUGCGAGGGCCUACUUCUGGCCUUUCGAAAAUCGACCAAACCUGAAGAUCAUAUCGAAUACAAACGUCAACAAGAUAAUAUGGUCUAAUGAUUCCCACAGCGAAGCCAUUGCGGCUGGAGUUGAGGUCACCGGCCCUAAUGGAACUGAGACGAUACUUGCCUCAAAGGAGGUUAUCCUGUCAGCUGGUUCUCUCAAGUCAUCUGUUAUACUGGAACUGUCAGGCGUGGGAAACCCGGAUAUCCUGAAAAAGUAUGACAUUCCUGUCAAGGUCAACAACACUGCUGUUGGCGAGAACCUCCAAGAUCAGACGAAUAACGGCCUUCAUUGGGAGGGUCGAGAGUAUUUCCUAGGUGAAGCAACGUUCUCUGCUCUACCAUCAGCAAAUCAGCUUUAUGGAGACAAGGAAUCCGAAAUUGCCUCUUCCAUAAAUUCCAGUCUCGCAGACUACGCAGACGCAGUGGAAAAAUUCUCCAAUGGUGCUGUCCAAGCUGCCAAUGUCCUCUAUAUGCUUCAAAUUCAAUGGGACUUGAUCUUCAAAUCCCAAGUUCCACUCGCAGAGAUCGUUUUCUUACCCAUCGCCCGAACCUUUGGAACGGAAUACUGGCCUCUUCUCCCCUUCUCAAGAGGAAAUAUCCAUAUCCAGUCCAGCGAUCCAACUCAAGCACCCUCGAUCAAUCCGAACUACUUUAUGUUUGAGCAAGAUCUCGAUGCCGCAGUUGCUGUCGGUAAAUAUAUUCGCAAGAUAUUCAACACUCAACCUCUAAGCGACCUUGUGGGAGAUGAAACUUCUCCAGGACUGGAUGUCCUGCCUGCAAAUGCAUCAGACACUGAUUGGAAGAAUUGGGUGAAGUCAACCUACCGGUCAAAUUAUCACCCUGUUGGCACGGCCAGCAUGCUUCCUCGAGAGAAAGGAGGAGUCGUGAACCCCGAGUUGAAGGUUUAUGGAACUCAGAAUGUUCGAGUUAUUGAUGCCUCGGUUUUCCCAUCUCAACUUUGUGGCCAUUUGACAAGUACUCUAUAUGCGGUGGCGGAAAGGGCAUCGGAUCUGAUCAAGAACAAAUAUACGGCGUACCGAACGAUGGAAACUGGAUGA
Molecule: messenger RNA, 1794 nt
Organism: Penicillium malachiteum
Lineage: Eukaryota; Fungi; Ascomycota; Eurotiomycetes; Eurotiales; Aspergillaceae
Product: GMC family oxidoreductase
Exons: 3
Coding region: 1-1794 (597 amino acids)
Molecular function (GO): flavin adenine dinucleotide binding; oxidoreductase activity, acting on CH-OH group of donors
Source: RefSeq, a predicted model, not a curated record